CUUGCGUCGCAGUCCAAUUAAAAGCCUGUGUGGAAGAGGCACCUUGUGUGUCAUGCAUACAUUAGAGACUGUGAGCGAGCGAGGGGUCUGGAGGGAGACCGAGGAGGCGCUACCCGGAGAGUGUCAUCACAGAUUACCAGGAGAAGGAGACGCUCGCUGUCUCUCCUGCUUUUGGCAGCAGCCAACACGCUGCGCGCCAGCCGCCGCCGCCACAGCUCCGCUGCAGCCCACCAACUCUCUCUCUCUCUCUGCUUCUCUCUCUCUCUCUCUUUUUCUCUCCCCGUUGCUUCCUCUCAGCACUCGUCUCUUUAUCUUCUACAGCUGUACUUUACUAUCACCUUGUCUUCUUGAAUUUCACUUCUUGGUGGCAUAGAAAAAGAAAAAAAAAUGGAUCUAUAAUUUUUUUUUUCUCUCAAACUUCCCAAACAAACCCGUCUCUCAGAGAGGCAAUAAGUUUGUUUUUUUUUUAAUCGUCUUUUUGCAUAUUUUUAUUUUUUUUUCUAAUGGCAACACUUGCUCAUGGUGGUCUAACUGAGACGGGAUGCUUCAGGAUUUAAGCGCGAGCGUCCUCUUUCCGUCGUGUCUGCAGCACCGAACUUUUGCUCAAGUUCCCGACAAUGACGAGCAGUUUGUCCCAGACUUCCAGACAGAAAACUUGGCUUUCCACGGACUGCAGCUGAAGAUCAAGCGGGAGCUGCACAGCCCGUGCUCAGAGCUGAGCUCCAACUGCAGUCAGGAGCGGCCCUUCAAGCUCCAGUAUGGAGAGAAGUGUCCGUACAGCAUCAGUGCCUAUGAGCAGAAGCACCACACAGGAAUGAAGCCCUCCAGCCCAGUGACGCCCCCCUGCAGCACCCCGGUGUCCCCCCUUCACCAUGGCUCGCCCACACCCAAACCGGACCGGACUUACGCCCACAUCCCGCCCUCGCAGCCUCUCCCGGACAGCGCCUACUCCAUGGACCACAGAUUUCGACGUCAGCUCUCUGAGCCGUGUCACUCGUUUCCCUCCCCGCCGACGAUGGCCCGGGACAGCCGGCCCAUCUACCACCGGCAGCUGUCGGAGCCCAGCAUCCCCUUCCCCCCUCAAGGCUUCAAGCAGGAGUACCCGGACCCCCUGUUCGAACACCCGGCCAUGAUGGGAGCGCCGCUGCCCCACGCCUACCCAGCCAGCAUGAUGAUCAAGCAGGAGCCCAGGGACUUCACCUACGACUCAGCAGAAGUGCCUAGCUGCCAUUCUGUCUACUUACGGCAAGACGGCUAUCUGGCUCACACUAACAGGACUGAAGGUUGUAUGUUUGACAAAGUGGUGAGGCACUUCUACGACGACACCUGCGUCGUACCUGAAAAAGUCGAAGGUGACAUCAAGCAGGAGGCGGCCCUGUACCGCGAGGGCCCGUCCUAUCAGCGCCGAGGCUCGCUGCAGCUCUGGCAGUUCCUGGUGGCUCUUCUGGACGAUCCGUCCAACUCACACUUCAUCGCCUGGACCGGCCGUGGCAUGGAGUUCAAACUCAUCGAGCCAGAAGAGGUGGCGCGUCGGUGGGGGAUCCAGAAGAACCGGCCAGCGAUGAAUUAUGACAAACUCAGCCGGUCGCUUCGCUAUUACUACGAAAAGGGAAUCAUGCAAAAGGUUGCCGGGGAGAGAUACGUCUACAAGUUUGUGUGCGACCCGGAGGCCUUGUUCUCGAUGGCGUUCCCCGACAACCAGCGGCCGGUGCUGAAGACGGACAUGGAGCGUCAGAUCAACGAGGAGGACACUGUGCCGCUGUCGCACUUUGACGAAAACAUGGCGUACGUUCAGGAGGGGCCCUACUGCCAGCCGCACCCCUACAGCGAAGGCUAUGUUUAUUAGCGACACGCGCACCUUCACUCCGCCGUGCCGCCCCCCUCCUCCGUACACCUGAGACUGUCAUGUCCUCUGAUUCACAGUCGCUCGGGGAAAAAGACUGAACACACACAGAGUGGCACUUCCCUCAAUCUGCCCAACAUCAACACACUCACUCAUCUUUGCUCUUGUCUUUCUGGCGUCCAGAGAGUGCACUUUAUGGACAGGAACAGCACCAGAGUCUGUGUGUUUGGCGAUUUACCCGUUUAUGUUUGUACAUUACAGCUGAACGCAUUCUGUUUAUCUUUAUUUUUUAUUAUCAUUUUGAGCAUGAGGCUGGAACUUCGGUUUCCUGCAAAAGGAACUCGUCUCUGCACAUGUGAAGCAAAUAGAAGAAGGAAAAACUCUUGUUUUGUCCUAAUGCAAACAUCUUGUACUGGAAAUCUAACAAUGCUUCCACGGAGACGAGAUUGUUCUUUGAAAGACUGACGCAGUGGUGAAAAAAAGGACAUUUUUAGCCGUUUAGGUGGGAACUUGCUCCCCUCCAGGCUGACCCAGCUCUCUGCCAUGACUCCAACCAAACUGUAGAUCUUCAUCAUGUAGAUGUUUUUGCUGUAACAACAUAAGUUCCUCAUCAACUAAAAAAAAAAAACCUUGUGGGUCACAGCUACAAGGAUGCACUGGAAUCUUUUAGGAUAAUCAUCAGAGAACUCGGUCGCUGUGUAAAAGAAAAAGAGAAAAAAAAACUGAUUUGUAUUCAUUUUUCAUUCAGGUGUUCAGUUUUUCAGUGAAAAACAGGUGACUUCUAUGUACAGUUAAAAUUAAUUCAGAAUACCUAUUGCAUCCCCAAAUUUCAAUAAGUGGAUUUAAUCAGCAAAAGAAAAACAUUUUUUAAAUAUUUUCCUUUACAUUUUUUCAGUUCAGUUCCAGGUGAACGCAAUGUCUUUGUUUCUGAAAAAAUAAAAUAAAAGUUGCUUUGCCAUCAUUAGUUUGCUUUUUGGUAAAACAAAAAGAGCUAUUUAGAAGUUUAUAAUGUGGUGAAAUAAAGGAAGUCGUGUUAUAUUAUAAUGUUGUAUAAUCAGGUACAUGCACAUUUUGUUGCUGCUUCAAAUUGUAAGUGUAUUUUCUAGUCAAGGUAAAAGGAAAUCAAAAAACUGAAAGCGUUUCGCAACUUUGGCCUGCUGCUCUGGAUUUGUUUUGUUUUUUUGUUUGUUUUUUUUUUAUUUGUUGUUUUUUUUUACAUCCAUGCAUCCAGAAAAAAAACGUCUGGUCUGUCUGUUUUACAGAUUUACAUAUGUGGGAUGAGAUUGGCAAUAGGAAUGUUCUGUAAUAAAAUAGUAAAAAAAAAACUCAAUUAUGUCCACUUGUUAAUGCUUACAUAAUUAAACAAUCACAUGAAA
Xiphophorus maculatus (southern platyfish) is the source of this 3219-nucleotide messenger RNA. RefSeq names its product ETS variant 1 (gene etv1). The record is from RefSeq and is a predicted model, not a curated record. Bases 542 to 1846 code for a protein of 434 amino acids. Gene Ontology annotation, biological process: cell differentiation; regulation of transcription by RNA polymerase II. Gene Ontology annotation, cellular component: nucleus. The transcript has 10 exons. NCBI's taxonomy places the organism in Eukaryota, Metazoa, Chordata, Actinopteri, Cyprinodontiformes, Poeciliidae. Gene Ontology annotation, molecular function: sequence-specific DNA binding; DNA-binding transcription factor activity, RNA polymerase II-specific.